Messenger RNA from Colletotrichum karsti, 1098 nucleotides. RefSeq names its product methyltransferase domain-containing protein. The transcript is spliced from 8 exons. Bases 1 to 1098 code for a protein of 365 amino acids. Gene Ontology annotation, molecular function: methyltransferase activity. NCBI's taxonomy places the organism in Eukaryota, Fungi, Ascomycota, Sordariomycetes, Glomerellales, Glomerellaceae. The record is from RefSeq and is a predicted model, not a curated record.
AUGUCUGAAAACACACCGAGGACAGCGGCUGAGCCCGCGGCGGCGAACCCGACACAAGCGCCUACUACUUCGACCGAGCCGCUUGAAGCUGCUGCGGAUGAGUUUCCUGAUGACAGCGCUUCGGAGCUGGGUGGUAGCAUCGCGUCUUCAAGCACCAGUGUGUCCAGUUCCAUCCGCGACUAUCGGGUAGAGAACGGCCGCACGUAUCACAGAUACAAAGACGGGAAGUACAACAUCCCAAACGACGAAUCAGAAAACGAUCGACUGGAUUUGCAACACAACCUCUGCCUCCUGACGUUCAACAAUACCCUGGGACUUGCACCACCUAACAAACCCGACUCGAAGGUCAAGCGCGUCUUAGAUGUCGGAACUGGCAGCGGAAUCUGGGCUGUCGACUUCGGGGAGGAGCACCCGGAAGCAGAGGUGAUUGGCAUUGAUCUAUCGCCGUCGAUGCCAGACUUCGUCCCGCCCAACGUCAAGUUCGAGAUCGACGACCUCGAAGAGGAAUGGACCUGGUCCCAGCCUUUUGACUACAUCCAUAGCCGCAUGAUGAACUCGUCCGUGGGCGACUGGAAGGCAUACGCCAAAAAGGCAUUCGACAACCUGACCCCUGGCGGAUGGUUCGAGCUCCAGGAAAUCGACCUGUUCCCCCGCUCCGACGACGGCACUCUCAAGCCGGACUCUGCGCUUUCGAAGUGCAUCGACUACAUGUAUCAGGCUUCUAUCAUCUUUGGGCGUCCUUACCAGGAAAUCCCAGCCCUCGUGAAGGUCCUGGAAGACGUAGGCUUCGUCGAUGUUAGACUAGACUCAUUCAAGUGGCCCACCAAUUCAUGGCCUAAAGACCCUAAGCAUAAAGAGCUAGGAAUGUGGAAUUAUGAGAAUAUAGGAAAUGGGUUUGAGGCGCUGACUAUGGGGCCCUUUACUAGAGCCCAUGGUUGGACGAAGGAGGAGGUCCAGGUCUUCUUGGUCGACGUCCGGAAUGACAUGAAGAACAGGUCUAUUCACGCAUAUUGGCCAAUCAAGAAGGCCGACAGAGAAGCCAGCCUCUGGAGCUUAAAGUUGGACAUAACUUUGCACGCAUUCCAGGGCCCCGACUGA